AUGCCUGCCCAACUUUCGACGAUACUUUACGUAUCAGAUUAUAAAGAAAGAACCUUGAGUGACUUUUUCAUAGGUUCUGCUCUUGGAUACGCUCGGCUCGAGGAGGAGGGAGAGGCUGUACAAACUUUCAACAUUACAGUAUUUUAUCCUGUAGAUGAAACUAAGCCAUGUUAUGUACCGAAAUUGAGCGAAGGACAAGUUUUAUCAAUUGCAAACUCUAAAUUUAGUAAAAGUGCUAAAAAUAAUGAACUUGACAUUAUCUUAACUUCGGCCACUAUUUUGGAUAUAUUGCCCGAAAAUCUUCCAGUACACCAAAUUAAUGUAGUUGGUAUCGCUGUGGCAUCUGAACCUGCUCUAAUUACUGAUAUUGGUGUUCAAAUAGAUUGUGUUAUUACCGAUUAUUUAUCAAAAGAUAAACCUACUGAAGUGUCAAUUACAUUAUUUCACCCAACCGGUAGCAGGUUUAUGAAUCAAACCACUAUUGUUAAACGAGGAUCAUCUGUUUUUUUUUCAGGCACACUAUCAUCAAUCAAAGGCAAGCUCUAUUUAGAGCUACACAACUUUAGUUUCCUUCAAGGCCAACAAUCUCCUAUUACUUCAUCCCCAACAAAACGUAUGUCAUGGCUAAAUUCCUUAAAAUCACCUGUUUCAAGUCCUGAUGCAUCACCUAUCAAGCCUCAACUACCUCCUACUUCAACAACAAAUACCACUUCCUCUUCUACUCCGCCAGCAGCAAAUACACAUACUAACGUGAAAACAAUCUCUACUCCGCCAGUAGCAAAUACACAUACUAACGUGAAAACAAUCUCUACUCCACCAGCAGCAAACACACAUACUAACGCGAAAACAAUCCAUAAAAACUUGCAACAACCCAAAUAA
This is a messenger RNA of Rhizophagus irregularis DAOM 181602=DAOM 197198, 879 nucleotides long. RefSeq lists its product as uncharacterized. NCBI's taxonomy places the organism in Eukaryota, Fungi, Glomeromycota, Glomeromycetes, Glomerales, Glomeraceae. The record is from RefSeq and is a predicted model, not a curated record.